CCAUAUGUUGGCCGACUUGGACAUUCUUCGUGAUUCAUUUGUGGGGGCAGAAAAAAGAUAAUUCGCUUCUAUUGGUAAAAAUUAAACCAUUAGCUUUUAAUCAGCAUGGCCAAAAACACCUCAAGCUCUGCGUUUCGCAAAAUCGAUGUUGAUCAGUACAACGAGGAUAAUUUCAGAGAGGGGGAAGACGAUGCUGUGGACAGUGCGGCAGCUGGGCCGGAUGAAAAUGAAAUCACGUCCCUGUUAACGCAGGGAAAGGGCGUUGAGGCGCUGCUAAGUGCACUGCAAAAUGCGCCGCUACGUUGCAAAAACCAACAUGUGAAGGACCACGCCCUCAACAUAACAUUGCGGGUGCUGUUAUCAAUAAAGUCCACACAAAUCGAUCAGGCGAUUGAUUCGGUCGAGCAAAACGAUCUGAUGGACGUGCUCAUGAAAUAUAUUUAUCGCGGCUUUGAAAUACCAUCAGAAGGCUCUAGCGGACAUCUUCUUCAAUGGCAUGAAAAGGCAUUUGCCAAGGGUGGCGUGGGCUGCAUUGUACGCGUGCUCUCCGAUACGAACCGGGCCUAGGCGUGAGGCUGACUGGCUGGCAUUCUACAAAUAGUGACACUUAUUUAUGCAAACCAAUCACACAUACACACACACACGAGCCACAAACAGCAUUUAGCCCAGGUGCGCAUGCAAUUGGAGUCAGAUCUCUGCUCCUUGUAUGGAAUUGCCGCAAUACAAAUGACGUUUUCCAAAUUAGAUUUUAACUCUUAUGCAAGUAUUAAAGUUUUUAUUAUAAAAAUCGCCAA
Scaptodrosophila lebanonensis is the source of this 794-nucleotide messenger RNA. It is a transcript of the gene Arpc5, whose product is annotated as actin-related protein 2/3 complex subunit 5. Gene Ontology annotation, biological process: cell migration; Arp2/3 complex-mediated actin nucleation; regulation of actin filament polymerization. The transcript is spliced from 2 exons. Gene Ontology annotation, cellular component: cytoplasm; actin cytoskeleton; Arp2/3 protein complex. Gene Ontology annotation, molecular function: actin filament binding. The coding region runs from base 106 to 567 and encodes 153 amino acids. NCBI's taxonomy places the organism in Eukaryota, Metazoa, Arthropoda, Insecta, Diptera, Drosophilidae. The record is from RefSeq and is a predicted model, not a curated record.